Aspergillus tanneri is the source of this 1989-nucleotide messenger RNA. RefSeq lists its product as uncharacterized. The transcript has a single exon. Lineage: Eukaryota; Fungi; Ascomycota; Eurotiomycetes; Eurotiales; Aspergillaceae. The coding region runs from base 1 to 1989 and encodes 662 amino acids. The record is from RefSeq and is a predicted model, not a curated record.
AUGGCGUAUCGACAAGGAGGGUUCUCACGCACGUUGCCAAAAAACUUCACCUUCCCCUCGGCAAGCAUGGGGGAACCGAGAACUCCUGAACGCGCCUCAGUUCGCUUGGACGUCCCGCCCCCACCCCCUCGCCAUUCCAGCUGCCGCUUGCGCAGGUCCCGUGUGCGCUCAGGGACCGACGUUUUUGCGUAUGCCGAAUAUGAUCUCAGCAUGUUUCAUUCCAGACAAUCCGACAUCCCCUUACCCUCUAUUGAAUUUCCUCCUGGUGAUGCUUCAACUGUUCGGCCUCCCCUGGUGAUGCCUGCCGACAGUGACCGCUUCUUAGCCCCUCCCCGGGAUCGUGUGGCCCUCAAGACCCCACCUGCACAGAUCCGCGAAGACCCCAUCGAGCCAAGAUCCACCGGAACUUGGUCUACGGAAGAUCCCCAAAUCCUGGGGGGAACGAUCGAGCGUCCGGCUUCCGCCUGUUCGAAUGCUUCUGACUCCUCGGUCUCGUCAAUUGAAACUUUUGCUUCGCGGCGUUCACUUGGUGGAAGCUGUACCAGUAUGGAGAGUGAUUCCUAUGAUCCAUUCUUCCAUCUUGAGAUCCAUCCAAAACCGGUCGUGGAAUCCCCAUUGCUGAAGAGUCAGCGGAGUAAAUCGCGCAUGCUCCCCGGGAAAGAACGGUGGACAAUGGACAUGGACAAUCAUCUUUGGAAUACCUACCAACUGUACCUCCAAAAUCCUACCAUUACCCCGUUCAAAAUGACGCCGGGGAGUAUCCCACCACUGGGAGUGACUCACCGAGUAGCGCGAGACGCGAAGAGAACCUGGGAAAAGAGACCUCUUCUAUUGACGAAACGGUUGCCGUCUAGUUUGCAACAGUGCCGGAGUGGUGACUCUACGCCAACCCAAAAAGCCAACCCGGCAAAGCCACUCUGGCCUAGAUCGGAGGCCUCAACCAGGCGGAGACUGAAGUUGCUAUGCAAAAGGAAGUUCUCUAUCGCCCCUCAUUAUCAGAGAAUAAUGCAAUCCCGGAGUCCAACACCUGCCCUCGAUUUGUUCUCUCACCCGUCCUAUGAGUCGUCGCAUGUCGAGGUUUCUGGCGGUAGCUCGGCGGCUUAUGCGACACGUGAUUUGGGCGUCUCCCUUGUCUCCAGCUCGGUUCCCGGUCCCCUGUCUCAGCUUGCCAUGGAGUUUACUUCUCCCCAAGAGACAAACAGUGAGUGGUUCAACAAGCUUGUGCCUCGUGAACCGUCUAAGGUGGUCGAACCCUUUGCGAAAAGGCCGUUCAGUUUCGAUGAACGGGAGAUGGCGCCUCGUCUUGGGUCUCCGUUCACAUACAAUACAUGGGCACCAAUUAAUUCAAGGAAGAGAGCCAAUCGCCAUACACCUAGAGUUCGACGCGAAACAAUUCAUGUUACCGGCUCACGGUUGCAGUCUCCUCCCCGCAUGGAUGUAUUUUCCGGUAUGAAAAACAGCAGUCUCACUCCUAACCAGGAAUCUAGUGUUCAAUCACCUCGCGAACAAGAUACACAUCGUCAUCUAGAAGAGCUAUUCCGCCAAGGCAAGAUAAAUGAUAUGGGCCAGCGUCGCGUGCGGAUUAGGACCCGUGGAGCCACGACAAGCUCCGUCAGUCCGAAGGGGUUGGAUCAGCUCUUUUCUCCACCAUUGUCUUCUCGAAAUGAAGAGACUACCGCGAUAGGAAAGCCUGUGGUUGAUCCUUUGCGGAAUCUUGCGGGCGAAAAUGUAAAACGUCUCGGCUCACCAUUUAAAGUGGAAGCCUUCAAGCGUUCUGGAUCUUCGUCCCGGUUCAUUCGACAUGUAGCGUCACGCUCAGAGCCAUUUUCAAGAGAGUUGCUAUCUCAAAUUAGACCGACGAAUCUAGAUGCGCGGCCAAGGGUUCAAGACAUGAUGCAUCUGCCGUCAUACGACCCUACCGAGAAAGGCAUCUCUGAUGCGGAGCGAAUUCGGAGACAGAUAUUAAACCUGUCCCACACAAGGCAAUAA